AUGGGAGGAAGAAGAAGAAGAAGAAACUCUGAAAAUCGACCUAGGCGGUGCCUAGGCGCUAGGCAGCCGCCUAGGCUGCUCCUAGGUGCUAGGCGGCUGCUGCUGGGCUCAACUUAUUUCAAGGGCGCGCAAGAGGAGAUUAUGGAGGCAGAGAAAGAUGAGAGACGACGGAGUGGAAUUAGAGAUACAAAUUUGGGUUCUGUUGACUUGUUUGAUUUGAAUAAGGCUGUGUUGGAGUUUGAUGAUACUUAUGCUUAUGGAUACAAGCAAAGGUUUUUUGGAAGAAGCUGCGCUGCUGCGCGAGGAGGAAGAAGAGAGCGAACGCAUGUUUAG
Messenger RNA from Prunus armeniaca (apricot), 333 nucleotides. The record is from the annotation of a GenBank genome assembly. Lineage: Eukaryota; Viridiplantae; Streptophyta; Magnoliopsida; Rosales; Rosaceae.